CAGACAGAGCAACAAGGAUGAGAAGGAAAAGAAGAUGAUGAGGGGAGAGACAAGAGAUGGAAGAAGGUCAAAAUAUACUGGUAGGGUAGAACCGCAAUUGGACGUCAAAAGUAAAAGUACAAUGGCAAAAAAUGCAAAAGGAUGGUCUGAGAGUUGCUGGUAUGCUAGAAGAAGAAGUAGAAGUACAAUGACACAAAAUGCAAAAGAUGGCCCGAGAGUUUACAAGUCAAUGGAUAAUGCCAUUGAAAGAAGCAAAUUUGGUGUUAGAAAUGAAGAUGGAGUUGUGACGAACCACAUCAAUGCGGAGAAAGCCACUGAUAGAGGUCUUGUUCCUAGAAGUGUAACUAAGAGUGGUAGGGAUUUCCCUAACAGAUUUAAUGACAAUAGUUUGGAGGUUGAAAGAGCAGCAUUUCAGAGUUUUGAUGAGUUCGGUGAUAUUAUGGAUAAGCCACGAGUUUCACAUAUGGAAAUAGAGCAGAGAAUCCAGAAGCUAGCAGAGUGGCUGAAUGGUGCAGACAUCGACAUGCCUGAGUGGAUGUUUUCAAAGAUGAUGCGAAGUGCACAAAUCAGAUUCACAGAUCAUUCAAUAUUGAGAGUUAUCCAGCUAUUGGGAAAACUAGGAAACUGGAGACGGGUAUUACUAGUCAUUGAGUGGCUUCAAAUGCGUGAACGUUUCAAAUCCCACAAGCUCAGAUACAUAUACACAACUGCACUUGAUGUACUUGGAAAGGCAAGGAGACCUGUGGAGGAACUUAAUAUAUUUCAUGCAAUGCUGGAACAAAUGUCCUCGUAUCCUGACUUGGUAGCUUAUCAUUCUAUUUCUGUAACUCUUGGACAAGCGGGACAUAAGAGGGCACUUUUUGAUGUGAUUGAUACUAUGAGAUCUCCUCCAAAGAAGAAGUUCAAAACAGGAGCAGAUCCUCGGCUGGAUCUUGUUGUCUUCCAUGCAGUAUUGAAUGCUUGUGUUCAGCGCAAACAAUGGGAAGGAGCAUUUUGGGUUUUGCAGCAGUUAAAGCAACAAGGCCUACAGCCUGCCGCUACAACUUAUGGACUUGUCAUGGAGUUGAUGUUAGCAUGUGGCAAGUACAACUUGGUUCACGAGUUUUUCAAGAAAGUGCAGAAGAUUUCUAUACCAAACGCUUUAACUUACAGAGGUAAAAUAGAUGAGGCUGUAUCGGUUGUUCACAACAUGGAAAGACGAGGGAUAGUAGGUUAUGCGGCUCUCUAUUAUGACUUUGCUCGAUGCCUUUGUAGUGCUGGAAGGUGCCAAGAAGCUCUAAUGCAGCAUGCAUUACAGUUGGAUCGCUUAUUCCAUCAUUCCUUCUCGUUGAAAAUGCGGCAUAUGUUUUCAAACAAAUGGAGAACUUUUGCUCCCCAAAUCUCGUUACUUGCAACAUAAUGCUGAAGGCUUACUUGGACCACGGAAUGUUUGAAAAAGCGAGAGAUCUGUUCCUGAAGCAUAUCCGAUUAUAAGAUUCGGAUAAUACCAGAUAGCUACACUUUCAACACUUUGUUCGACACCUGCGUCACAGAAAAGAGGUGGGAUGAUUUUGAGUAUGUUUACAAAAGGAUGUUACACCACGUGUUUCACUUCGAUGCUAAACGCCAUCCUCGGAUGAUACUGGACGCUUGCAAGGCCGGAAAGGUAUCAUUUCUUUCUUUUUAUACUUCCGUUCCAACUCUCGGAAUAUAGUUGUCACUUGUCUGAAAAUGUCCAAUGUGUACGGAGUGAAUGUUACAGGUUGAGCUACUGGACGUAACCUGGAUGCACUUGACCGAGGCAGACCGGAUUCCACCUCCGCCUCUCGUCAAGGGAA
Malus domestica (apple) is the source of this 1817-nucleotide messenger RNA. Its product is annotated as pentatricopeptide repeat-containing protein At1g30610, chloroplastic. Gene Ontology annotation, biological process: chloroplast organization. Gene Ontology annotation, cellular component: chloroplast. The record is from RefSeq and is a predicted model, not a curated record. Gene Ontology annotation, molecular function: protein binding. Lineage: Eukaryota; Viridiplantae; Streptophyta; Magnoliopsida; Rosales; Rosaceae.